GAUGAAAAAUAAGGCAGGCUUGGUAGACUUGGGGGUAUUUUUUCCCCCAUAAUGCACCAUCAAUAGUCUGCAAAUAAGGAGUGACUGUUAUAACCGUUAGAGCUGCUGUAUAGUUUUAUUUCUAUUGUUAUUAUUAUGUCGGUUCAUUUAUUAAACAGCUAAAAGUAGAGAUAUAGAGGAGAAAAGACGAGGGGACGAGCUGAGACGCGACUUGCUGUUGUUCCUUAUUAUUAUCCCCGGCGAUGCCUCUUUUCACGUCCAAUCCCUUCGAUCAAGAUGUUGAGAAAGCAACCAGUGAGAUGAAUACAGCGGAGGACUGGGGCCUCAUACUGGACAUAUGUGAUAAGAUAGGACAGUCACGCACUGGACCUAAAGAAUGCCUUCGUUCUAUUAUGAGGCGAGUCAACCACAAGGAUCCCCAUGUAGCCAUGCAGGCUCUGACAUUAUUAGGGGCUUGUGUUUCAAACUGCGGGAAAAUCUUCCAUUUGGAGGUGUGCUCGCGAGAGUUUGCCAGUGAAGUUAGUAACGUCUUAAACAAGGGUCACCCAAAAGUAUGUGAGAAGCUCAAGGCCCUCAUGGUGGAAUGGGCCGAAGACUUCCGAAAUGACCCCCAGCUCAGUCUCAUAUCAGCUAUGAUUAAGAACCUGAGAGAGCAGGGUGUUACCUUCCCUGCUGUCGGAUCCCAGGCAGCAGAGCAAGCUAAAGCCAGCCCUGCUUUAGUGGCCAAAGACCCAGCAACAUCCACAACCAAGAAAGAAGAGGAGGACUUGGCCAAAGCCAUUGAGUUGUCCUUGAAGGAGCAGCGGCUGCCGAACCAGGCCUCGUUCUCUGGGCUUUACCCGAGCGCGAGCAGCCUUCUCACCUCCCACAAAGCAGAGGGAAGGAAAGUCCGGGCUAUUUACGAUUUUGAGGCAGCAGAGGACAACGAGCUGACCUUCAAAUCUGGAGAGAUCAUCACCAUCUUAGACGACAGUGACCCCAACUGGUGGAAAGGUGAGACUUAUCAGGGCGUGGGCCUUUUUCCAUCCAACUUUGUCACAGCAGACUUGACAGCAGAGCCAGAGAUGAAACUCUGUUACUCUGUUCGACCAGUGAAAACGGAGAAAAAGACGGUACAGUUCAGCGAGGACGUCCAGGUCGAGACUAUAGAACCAGAGCCUGAGCCUGCCUACAUAGAUGAGGAGAAAAUGGACCAGUUGCUCCAGAUGAUCCGGAGCGCAGACCCAGCAGAUAACGAGUCGGAUGCCUGCGAGCUGCUCCAGCUAGAGGCUAGCUGCAACCAAAUGGGUCCACUCAUUGAUCAGAAACUGGAAGAAAUUGACAGGAAGCACUCGGAGCUAUCGGAGCUUAACGUGAAGGUGAUGGAGGCACUCUCGUUGUAUGCCAAGCUGAUGAACGAGGACCCGGUGUAUGCCAUGUAUGCCAAACUGCAGAGCCAGCAGUACUACAUGCAGCAGCCUGGGACCUCACAGCAAGUGUACCAAGGACAGACAGCUGCAGGACAGUAUGGGGUGGCUGCUACAGGGGUGCAGGGUUACAGUGUUCCUGUGGAGCAGAUUUCUGCCAUGAACCAGGUGCCUGGUCCUUUACCAGGGCAACCAGCACCCGGUGAUGUGCACAUGUACAUGGGCCAGGCGCCUGUGUACAGUGCCCCUGCAGGCAGCAUGGUUCCGGCUGAAGUGCAGCAGGCGUACCAGAGCUCCGGCGGUGGACAGGCGGGCCUGACCCAAAACCCCAGCUACAGCUGUGCCAAUCCCACAGACCCACAACAGAGCCCUUACCCGGAGAAAGCCCUCUUAUAGGACCCACGUACAUGCCACUCCCCUCUCCAGUACACAUACCAUACCUUACUCCUAAACAAGAGGCUGUGCAGGCUAACACUAAAACAUGGCUACAGGGCACUGAAACAGACUGAUCCAUGCUCCCAGUUCAGUUAAUGUUUCUGAUCAACGUGUACGUUCAUACACACUACGCUCAAUCUGUAAUGCACCCAGACAGUAGAAACCACAAACGCGUAGUCAAGUAAAAGACGCAGGAUAUCGAUUCACUACUGACUGGUUACAUUAUGCAAUUUGAAAAAAGGCAGACAGUCUCUUUCUCUUUAUUUAUCUCUCUAGCGCUCAUGCUCUUUCUUUUACUCUCUCUCUCACUCUCAUACACACCACAUCUCUCUCUCUCACUGUUUUAAAAUAUAUCUCCCUAUCACUAUCUCCAUUUCCUAACUGUAUCUCUCUUUCUGUUCACACUAUAUUAUAUCUUCCAUCUUCCAUCCUUCCAUCUUCUUUUUUUGUCUGUCUGACUCACUAGCUCUAUCUCGUGUGUCUGUCUUUCUCGCUUUGUUAUUCUGUAUGUCUAAAGUUCUGUCUCUCCCCCUUAAGUUAUUUGAGUUGGUGCUGCCCUAAUACCUACUAAAGACUACACACUUACUAGGAAAAGCUGAAACACAAAACGGAGCAUGCACAUGUACAUAAUUUUCCCUUCUGUUAUGGAACUGUUAUGAAACAGUUUAGGUGUUUGUUGCUACAGGGUUUCAUAGGAGAUGGUUUUUUUUCUUUUCUUGGGUGUGUGUGAGCGUGAGUGAAUGUGGGGAGCUCAAUAGGCAUACGAGUGUAUGGCCUUCAUGUGUCGUUAGUUUUCAAAAAGCAUUGCAGCCAUUCCACCUCUCCUGCGGGGCCGUGUAGCACAGCACCAGCAUGUUUCCUAACAGUGGCAAAUCUUUGCAGUUCUCAGCAGGAUGGAGCAGCCCAUCAGCCUUCGGUCUUGAAGCAUUUCUUUAACACAGUGUUAAAUUGAUUCUUACUUGUAGUAUGUCUUUAUUUAUUUUGACUGUCAUUUUUAAAUGCACUGUACUUUGAUAUAAGAGAAGAAGGAUGAUCUGCUUCAUAAUGUAGAUGUGUGUGUGUAUAUAUAUAUAUAUAUAUAUAUAUAUAUAUAUGAAAACCUGUGUCGCAGCAGCUGCUCCUUCUGUCGAAAGAGCACAGUGAAAGGCAUGUAGUAAUAUUACUCGAAGAUGUUAUGCACUUUUGAUUUGGACUCUCAGUCUCAAGUUGUAAAACGUUUUAACCACAGAAGGACUAAAGCGGCUAACUGAAAAACGUUUAGGCACUGAGAAUUUUUUCAACAACCUAUAAAUGGCCUUGUGCAUUUUGCUAGGUCUAAUUCCCCCUGCAUCAAGAACCAGUUGUGUAGGAUGUAUGUGGGAAUGAGUGUAGUCCACCCUAAUGUCACUACAUUUUUAAUCAUUGUGGGAGUCAGCAGAGGCCGGAAGUCGGUCCGUUAUGAUGUGUUAUCGGGAUCAGCGGUUGUGUUCUUUUUUUCUGGUGUCAUCUGUGUAGGUGGAAUAUCUAUAUAUUAAGAGUUGCUAAAAGAUCUUGACCAGGGACAAUGAGCCAGUUCCAACAUGGUCUGCCGCUUUUUAUACACAGCUGUGAUCCCGAAAAACUUUAUUCACAGGGAGAAUGACCGUUUCCAUGUUUUAAAGGUUCUUGAUGUAUCGGUUCUCUUAAAUGUAACUAGUUGUUUAUGUACUAUUUUAAUCAUCUGAAUGGUUAGUAUUCACAAUAAAAUUAGCCCAAAUAUA
Molecule: messenger RNA, 3580 nt
Organism: Silurus meridionalis
Lineage: Eukaryota; Metazoa; Chordata; Actinopteri; Siluriformes; Siluridae
Gene: stam
Product: signal transducing adaptor molecule (SH3 domain and ITAM motif) 1
Exons: 14
Coding region: 243-1802 (519 amino acids)
Biological process (GO): protein transport to vacuole involved in ubiquitin-dependent protein catabolic process via the multivesicular body sorting pathway
Cellular component (GO): ESCRT-0 complex
Molecular function (GO): phosphatidylinositol binding; ubiquitin binding
Source: RefSeq, a predicted model, not a curated record